AGCUUCCUAAGAAUAUGCAGGUAUGAACGCGGAGGGUGACUAGUGGAAAGGCGGGCUAUGCGGUGUGAUGCAGGAGGUGGUGAUGAUAAUGAUGCGAGGGAUGAAUGGAUGGAAGCACAGCGGCUAGAGCACGAGCAAGCAAUCGCUAAGGACUAGAAGAACGCGCGGAAGAUGAUGAUUGUGCCAAUUCGAAUAUCAGAACAUUGUCGUACAGGGGGGAGGAAUGCAGAAGUAGUAAAGAAAGAGAGGUGCAGGGUGGCCGCAGAUAUUGGGAAGAACUUCGGUGGUCAUGAUGCGAUGCGUUGUCGGUGGCCGUUGGAAAUAAAAUCAGAUGGCGAGGGACCAGCCUCGUCCCAACCACCCCCUCACCCUCUCCAAUUACCACCACCACCUCCGCUAAUAGCUAAUACCAAUACUACCACUGCGAGCUACCGUCUACCCUUACCCACCUAUUCCUCCCGCUAUUUCCCUUCCGAUAAUCCGACUUCCCCGGCCUUCAGCUCUUGCGGCCCGUCGCUACUAGCUUUAUGAUCUGGUCUGUGGCUGUUGGAUACGGGGGCUUUGCCUGUACUCGGCUUGACUAGAAGAAUAAUACGCGUUAUGUCAUGUUUCAAAUAGUUCCGAUAGGUUAAUAUAGCUCUACCUCGACUACUUGCCCAUGAUUCUACCCGAGAAUAGCAUUCCGCUAGCCUGUCAUGGACAAUUAGUCGAAUUGCA
Messenger RNA from Aaosphaeria arxii CBS 175.79, 717 nucleotides. RefSeq lists its product as uncharacterized. Bases 172 to 531 code for a protein of 119 amino acids. NCBI's taxonomy places the organism in Eukaryota, Fungi, Ascomycota, Dothideomycetes, Pleosporales. The record is from RefSeq and is a predicted model, not a curated record. The transcript has a single exon.